Messenger RNA from Sinocyclocheilus grahami, 852 nucleotides. RefSeq names its product glycerol kinase-like. The record is from RefSeq and is a predicted model, not a curated record. The transcript has 12 exons. Gene Ontology annotation, cellular component: mitochondrion. Gene Ontology annotation, biological process: glycerol-3-phosphate biosynthetic process; triglyceride metabolic process; phosphorylation. Gene Ontology annotation, molecular function: glycerol kinase activity. The annotation marks the transcript as partial. NCBI's taxonomy places the organism in Eukaryota, Metazoa, Chordata, Actinopteri, Cypriniformes, Cyprinidae.
UGUGAGAAACUGACCCAGCUCAACAUUGACAUCUCGAACAUUAAAGCUAUUGGUGUGACCAAUCAGAGGGAAACCACCCUUGUUUGGGACAAGGAAACAGGAGAACCACUUUAUAAUGCUAUAGUUUGGCUUGAUCUGCGGACCCAAUCAACAGUAGAAAGGCUCAUCAACAAAACUCCAGGCAAAAACAAAAACCAUCUCAAGCACAAGACUGGCCUACCCAUCAGCACAUACUUCAGCGCAGUGAAGUUACGCUGGCUGAUGGAUAAUGUUGAAAAGGUCCAUGAAGCUGUGCUCUCUCACAGGGCCAUGUUUGGAACAGUGGACUCCUGGCUUAUCUGGUGCCUGACGGGGGGGAAGAAGGGAGGUGUUCAUUGCACAGAUGUAACCAAUGCCAGCCGGACAAUGCUCUUCAAUAUUCACACAAUGGACUGGGAUCCAGAGCUCUGCAAAUAUUUUGAUAUACCAAUGGAAAUCCUGCCAAAAGUGAGAAGUUCUUCAGAGAUUUAUGGUUUAAUGAAAAUCAGCUCUAAUCUGAAAUCUGGCCCUUUAACUGGUGUCCCCAUAUCAGGGUGUCUUGGUGACCAGUCUGCUGCGCUGGUGGGACAGAUGUGUUUCAAGGACGGACAGGCCAAAAAUACUUAUGGGACUGGUUGUUUCCUGCUUAAAAACGUAGGAACAAAGCCUGUAAUGUCGGACCAUGGACUCCUGACAACGGUCGCAUAUAAACUAGGGCGUGACAAGCCAGCCUGCUAUGCACUAGAGGGUUCAGUUGCCAUUGCAGGAGCUGUUGUGCGUUGGCUAAAGGAUAAUCUCGGAAUUAUCCAAACCUCUACAGAACUAGGUCGGUAA